Molecule: messenger RNA, 363 nt
Organism: Opisthorchis viverrini
Lineage: Eukaryota; Metazoa; Platyhelminthes; Trematoda; Opisthorchiida; Opisthorchiidae
Exons: 3
Coding region: 1-363 (120 amino acids)
Source: RefSeq, a predicted model, not a curated record
AUGCCACAUGAAGGAGGUACGAGGGCUGGUAUACUGUCACGUUGCCCAAGCCUAGGCAGAGGAAGUCGAGAGGUGGAGUUCGGCUGUAGCACCCUUCCGGCGUCUAACUGCCAUGCUACUCGAAGGAAGCACGAGGGCUGGGAUACUGCCAGGUUGCCCAAGCCUAGACAGGUCGGGUUCGAACUACGCCAUAUCAAUGGGUUAAGGAUCAAACUCUAUUUGCCGUCGAAAGGUGUGCCCGUAUGUUGUCUAGGAGACACUCAUAAACCGCCUCUGUCGUGUAGGCAAGAUGGUCCAGAAGAUAAUACAAGGCUAACUACAGCAAAAUACACGGGCGUCUGGCUGUUGUCUUGCUCCGUAUAA